AAGUGGAGGAGGGACUUGUGUUCUUUGACUCAGCCUGCUGUGUUCUUGCUGUAUCAAUUUGUUACGGUGUACGCCUGGACAACAAAGCAGAUGCUGGGUACCACUUUAAAGGAAGAUGCUACGCCUACUUUCCUAAUAAAAGGACUUAAAAGUAACACGUCUCUUUGUGAUCUUAAAUAAACGUGCACGCACGUUUAGCGCCAUUUUAUCACAAGCUCGUCUGGACCCGCGUACACCAGCGUUUACCACGGCUGCGUCAGACAGGAUGAAUCUCAAGAGGAUUUCUUUCGGUAAGAUAAUCUAAAACAGCUCCAUACCGAUUUUGUGAGUCAUGAGACACGAACACAAUCCGCCGUCUUGAACCUAAAUGAAACCCUGCGCAUUGCAGUGCAGUUUGUUGUCGUUUCGUCUAUUUUGGAUACGGAUGUCCCCUCGUCUCCCACGCAUCACCCAAUCGAUACGCGAUUACACGGGUUUGGGCCAGAUGUCACGCUUUCAUCUGUGCCUGUUUCAUUACUACAUGUGAUACUGUACAGUGCAGCUCUGUUUCGGACAUCACCGGCUCUCCUGUGUCAUAAAUGAAAAACAGACCCUACUCACUAAAAUUCACACCACCAUGGGAGAAAAAUGCUGGUUUUGGAAGAAAACACAAGCCUUACACAAGAAACCACACCAAAAUUAUAGCCAACCCCGGUAUGGUCAUGAAAGUGCUACGACGGAAGAAGAUAAUCUUGUUUCUUGCCUAUGUUCUGCUGGUGGCUUUGACCAUGCUGAACCUGGCUAAUUACAAAUGGACCAAAGAGCCUCAGCAAUGCAACCAGCCAAUGCAAGGACUGAAUUUCCAAAGCCGAUCAGACGUCCGUAUAUUUUACAAAGCCCCGCAGGUAAAGAAAAGGCAGCUCGUGUACGUUUUGACCACUUGGAGAUCCGGGUCUUCAUUUUUUGGGGAGCUCUUCAACCAAAACCCAGACGUGUUCUUCUUGUAUGAACCGGUAUGGCAUAUUUGGCAAAAGCUGUACCCUGGGGACGCCGUGUCUCUCCAGGGAGCUGCCAGGGACAUGCUCCGCUCUCUUUACAGAUGUGAUUUCUCGGUUUUUCAGUUGUACAACAGCCCCGGGGCGAAGAACAUAACCUCUCUUGGACUUUUUGGUGCCACUCUUAAUAAGGUCACCUGCUCCUACCCCCUCUGUUCGUCCUACAGGAAAGAUGUAGUGGGAAUGGUGGACGAAAACGUUUGUAAGAAAUGCCCUUCACAGAACCUGCAAGUGCUAGAGGAAGAGUGUUUAAAAUACAACACCAUAGUUAUCAAGGGAGUCCGCAUUUUGGAUAUUAAUAUUUUGGCCCCCUUAAUGGAAGAUCCCAAUCUAAAUUUGAAAGUCAUCCACUUGGUUCGAGACCCCAGGGCGGUGGCCAACUCCAGGAUUAAAUCUAGACACGGGCUGAUACGAGAGAACUUGCAAGUCGUACGCAGCAGAGACCCCAAGCAUCGUCGUGUGCCAUUCGCGGAUCCAAACCAUAAAGUGAACAAAAAGGAUGGUUCAGACUAUCACUCCAUAGGAGCUAUGGAGGUAAUCUGCCAGCAGAUGUUUAAAACUUUACAAACUGCCCUCUACUCCCCCAGCUGGCUUAAGGGAAAAUACAUGACUGUACGUUACGAGGACCUGGUGGAGAACCCUGUUAAAACCGUUCGGAAUGUUUAUGGCUUUGUUAAUCUUUCAGCCAAUCACGACAUCAACGUCUUCGUCAUGAAUAUGACAACAGGAACGAACUCCUCCGCUAAACCGUUCAUCGUAUCCUCCAGAAAUGCAACACAAGCGGCGAGUGCAUGGAGGACUGUGCUUAACUACCAGCAGAUCAGACAGGUGGAGGAGUAUUGUCAUAACGCAAUGUCUCUCCUCGGAUACCUGCGUGUUCGCACGUCUGCGGAGGCAAAGGAUUUGAGCAGAUCAUUAUUGACAGUGCCCAAAAUUUAAAACAUUGCCAAAGACUUUAAAUUGAAGUCAAUGUACUUUGCAUUUGUGCCGCAACCUGGUUCUCGUUCUAAGCAAACUGUUAUUUAUGUUCAAUGCUUGGCUCAGUGGAAUGUAUCUGUUUGCAUCAUACUGACAUUUUUGUCAGGACCAGAAUAUUGUCUGUACAUCAAAACAAUACCGUGUAUAUGAUGUGUCAUUAAAGUUAUG
Misgurnus anguillicaudatus (oriental weatherfish) is the source of this 2180-nucleotide messenger RNA. It is a transcript of the gene chst2a, whose product is annotated as carbohydrate (N-acetylglucosamine-6-O) sulfotransferase 2a. The record is from RefSeq and is a predicted model, not a curated record. NCBI's taxonomy places the organism in Eukaryota, Metazoa, Chordata, Actinopteri, Cypriniformes, Cobitidae. Gene Ontology annotation, cellular component: Golgi membrane. Gene Ontology annotation, biological process: sulfur compound metabolic process; carbohydrate metabolic process; N-acetylglucosamine metabolic process. Gene Ontology annotation, molecular function: N-acetylglucosamine 6-O-sulfotransferase activity.